Messenger RNA from Melitaea cinxia (Glanville fritillary), 1613 nucleotides. It is a transcript of the gene EMC8-9, whose product is annotated as ER membrane protein complex subunit 8/9 homolog. The record is from RefSeq and is a predicted model, not a curated record. Lineage: Eukaryota; Metazoa; Arthropoda; Insecta; Lepidoptera; Nymphalidae. Gene Ontology annotation, cellular component: EMC complex. The transcript has 4 exons. Bases 86 to 736 code for a protein of 216 amino acids.
CUAACUUAAGUGGUCAAUUAUUUUUAUUGAUAACUUUUUUAUUUCACAUUCCAUCUUUUACAUAUUAAUUAAGAAGUCGGUAACAAUGGGCGAAGUAUCUCUAGAAACGUCAGCCUAUGCAAAACUAAUUCUACAUGCUGCGAAAUAUCCACAUUGUGCUGUGAACGGUGUCCUCCUUGCUGACGGAAAUAAAAUCAGAUCUGGAGCUAAGAAUCAAGACUUAGACAUAGUGGAUACAGUGCCAUUGUUCCACCACAGUCAUUACUUAUCACCAAUGGCAGAGGUUGCUUUAACACAGAUAGAAACUAUGGCGCAAGCUGACAACAGAGUAAUAGCUGGCUAUUAUGCUGCCUGUGAGAAUUUCAGAGAUAACACGGUGGAAAAGUGUCCAGGGCAAAAGAUAGCCGAGAAGAUUGUUGAACACUUUCCCUCAGCUGUUUUUAUUGUAAUUGACAAUAAAAGGUUAGUGCAACAUUUGGAGACGCCAGCUAUAAAACUGCACAAGUUUGCAGAUGGCAAGUGGAAGCCAAAAGAUGCCAACAAAGUUCUCUUCCAAACUCCAUAUGUAUUGGAAACAGUUUCGCAUUUACUACAGCGCGGGGUCCAGAAAGAUCUUAUAGACUUUGACAAUUAUCUAGAUGACCUGUCACAAGACUGGACGAAUCUAGGUAUUGAAAAACUUAUCGCCAGCAUAAAUGCAUCAAAUUCCAUCGACUGUAAGGAUAAAGAUUAUUAAGUUAAUAUUAAUAUAUUAAAUUAUAAUAAAUAUAACUGUUUGUAUAUUUGGCGGGGUUUGGGGCAUGGGGCGCUUUAUAAUCUUGUUUUGGAAAUGGGGCACAUUUAGUUAUAUGUGUUCUAGUAACACUACAAUAAUUCAUUCAAGAAAAAAAGAAAUUGACUAAUCUUUAUCUGCCUUUGGAUUAAGUCAAAGAGAUUUCAAUAAAUUCUAGACGCUUAAAUCUAGAGGCAGAUAAUAAUAUCUUGAUUGGGUCAAAAAUGUUAAGAGAACUUUUUGUUUUACACUUUUAAAGAAAAUAUUUGUAAGAUGGAAGUACCAAAAUGCUAUAUUUAGGACGUAUGUAACUAUUAAUUAUUAUAACCAAGCCUUAUAUACCCUCUUUGAUAUGCAAAGGUUAAAAUUAGGAAUGGUAGAGGUUAGAUGUAUGGUUAAAACUUUUCUUAAGAGAAUUGUUUUUGUUUUAUUUAUUUUAAGACUUUGGAUAUUGUUUGUUUAGUUUGGAAUUAUUUCGUGAAUUAUUAUGUAGUGUUUAUUAUGAAAUAGUUAUUUACUUAUAAAAUAAAUUAAUUGUAAAAAUAUAUAUAUGUGUGUGUACAAACAGGUAUGAUUGUCUAUAUUAAUUAUGUAAUGAGAAAAUAUGUAUUUGUGCUAAUUAUUGUACUUUAAUAAGCAUAUGUUAAUAGCGUUAUCCACAACUGGAAACAGACUCGAAGACUUAUUAUUUAAAUGACAUCUGUGAAUGUAAAUGUUUGUCAUAUUAUAACUAGAUAAAAGAGUAUUUGUAUAGCAUUCAUUUGUCGAAAAUAAAACAAGAUUUAGUAUGUUAGUAUAAUUAUUUAUAUCAUACAACAUUAUUAAAGUAAUCUUCUACCAA